This is a messenger RNA of Pseudopipra pipra, 609 nucleotides long. Its product is annotated as keratin-associated protein 10-8-like. Lineage: Eukaryota; Metazoa; Chordata; Aves; Passeriformes; Pipridae. The coding region runs from base 1 to 609 and encodes 202 amino acids. The transcript has a single exon. The record is from RefSeq and is a predicted model, not a curated record.
AUGUCCUACUACAGGUACCAGUACAGGCAGCAGCGUUACAUCCCGGCUGGAAUGAAGUGCCCCCCGCCCGUGUUCCCCCAGCAGUGCCACCCCCCCGGGGUGGUGAAGUGUGUGCAGUGCCCGGGCUGUGCCCCCACGGCUGCCAAGGUGUGCAGCCUGAGGAGGACCCUGCAGAGCCCCCACUGCUCCUCGGGCUGCGUGGAGACACACGUGGUGGAAGGUCACUCCUGCUCCUCCUCCUCCUCCUGCUGCUGCAGCCCCAGGAGCCUCAACCCCUGCACUGUGACCUUCCCUCAGCCCCAGGGGACGGGCAGGGAGCAGCUCUGCCUGUCCCAGUGUGGGCAGGGGGGCGUGAAGAGGUGCCCUCAGGUGUGUGCCCCCGCUCCUCAGGUGUGUGUCCCAGCUCCCAAGGUGUGUGCCCCCACUCCUCAGGUGUGUGUCCCAGCUCCCAAGGUGUGUGCCCCCACUCCUCAGGUGUGUGUCCCAGCCCCUCAGGUGUGUGUCCCAGCCCCUCAGGUGUGCACCCCAGCUCCCCUGUGCCAACACAGCUCCUACCCUUACUCGUACCAGUGGUCCAACAGUUACCAGUACAACUGUGGGCAGCAAUAA